GGACGCUUUCGUUUAAGCCCAUUCAUCAGAAGGGUGACUUGUGUGCUGUGCUGUAAGCGAGGACUUGUACAGAGAGUCAAGGGGAAGGAAGGAACAGAGCAAAAGUCUCCCAGCGAUCUACUUAGUGAUCGUCUCUCCCAUUCUGUCGCUUUCAUCUCAUCCCGUCGCAUUUCGUCAUAAGGGAAGUGGCUCUUUUGGAGUCCGCCAAAACCACAUGUAUGACUUCAGACGUUUGCAGGAUAUAUGCACGCUCAGACAGGGGUCUUGGAUACAAGCCAUACUUGGACUUGUCGGUGUGAAUUAGCAGUUUGUUUCUGACAUCGACAAUUAGACAAGAAGGCGAUGUGGUGUAUGAAUAGACUCAUUUGUGUGGCUGUAAAGCUGUGAGUUUGAGUGGAUAAUUUGAGAAUUUGUCUACAGGAUUUCCUUUCACGGAUACCAGUUCUGACUGCAUUUGUUUAUUGAUUAUAUUUUUAUUUUUUGUUUAUUUAAUUUUUUGAACCAUGGAACUAAUGGGCAAAGCGAUGUUCGAUUCUUUGCAUGCAUGCACCUUUUGAUAAAGGAAGUGGUGCUUUUUUCCCCUCUUCCUACAAAUGUGUUUGCAUAUUUGACCUUUUUGGAUGGAGAGUGGGCAGGCAUCUACUUUUUCAUGUUAAUUUGUUUUUGCAUUAAUUGAGUGGCGAUAUUUUGAGACUGGCAUGCUUUUGAAGCCAACCGUACCGGGACUGUGCGCAAUGUUGCAGACAAUUUAUGAGACCGAGUCCUGCUUCUCUUCAGACAGCACAUCCAGCAGAGAGCGACACGUGGAGUUGCUUUCUCAGUCCAGAAGCACCAGCAUGCCCAGCACUGCAGUGGAUGUGAAGACCUUGUUACCUUCUGGGAUGCAGAGCCCUGUGGGAGGUGGAGGAGAUCAGGUUGGAGGUAGCGGAGGGGCAGUGGACCUGCGUACAGACCCGCGUCUGAGCACACUAAGCACCGUGGACCCGACGCUGAGGGAAAAACAGCUACAGCACGAGCUGCUCUUGUUGAAACAACAACAAGAGCUCCAGAAACAGCUGCUGUUCGCCGAGUUCCAGAAGCAGCACGAGGUUUUGACCCGCCAACAUGAAGUGCAGCUACAGGAACAUCUUAAGCAACAGCAGGAGAUCCUUGCCGCAAAGCGUCAGCAGGAGCUGGAGCAGAAGAUGAAGUUGGAACAGCAGCGUCAUGAAGAGAUGGAGAAGCAGAGACUGGAGCAACAGCUCAUCAUGCUACGUAACAAAGAGAAGGGCAAAGAGAGUGCCAUCGCCAGUACUGAAGUCAAACUGAAGCUGCAGGAGUUCCUGUUGAACAAAAAGGAACCUGGCCCUGGUGGACUAAACCAUUCCUUCUCCCAGAAGUGCUGGGGGGCUCACCAUGCGUCCUUGGAGCAGAGCUCCCCUCCACAGAGCAACACACCGGGCACGCCACCCUCCUACAAACUCCCCCCACUGUUAGGGUCCUAUGAGGGCAAGGAUGACUUCCCUCUCCGUAAGACCGCCUCUGAGCCCAAUCUGAAGGUACGUUCACGGUUAAAACAGAAGGUCGCUGAGAGGAGGAGCAGCCCACUUCUUAGACGGAAAGAUGGUACUGUGAUUAGCACCUUCAAGAAAAGGGCGAUUGAGAUCUCAGUGUCCUCUAUGUGCAGCAGUGCUCCUGGCUCGGGUCCCAGUUCUCCGAACAGCUCUAACUGUGCCAUUGCCGAGAAUGGCUCCAGUGGAUCCGUCCCAAACAUCCACGCUGAGCAGUUGCGUUCUCUGCAUCAGUCUUUGACUGGAGAUGGGACACCGAGUCCCCUUAGCCUCUACACCUCUCCCUCUCUGCCCAACAUCUCUCUUGGACUGCCGGCCAAUGCGCACAUCACGGCUCCUCAGAAACUCAGUGCCCAGCAGGAGGCAGAGCUGCAAGCAAUCCAGAGUUUGCGUCAAGGUGGGGCACUAACAGGCAAGUUCAUCAGCACAUCGUCCCUGCCGACGUGCCUUCCCACUGGGGCACCCCAUGACCCCGAGCCCCCUUCCACUUCUAAUAGCCACAGUAGCCAUUCCUCGCUGCUCCAGCACGUCCUACUGUUGGAGCAGGCUCGUCAACAGAGUGCAAUUCUCGCAGUUCCUAUGUACGGACAAUCUCCGCUGGUAACGGGUGAGCGAGUGACCAGCAACAUGCGUACAGUGAAUAAGUUGCCUAGGCACCGGCCACUGAGCCGUACACAAUCAGCACCCCUGCCUCAAACACCACAGGCCCUGCAGCACCUCGUAAUGCAACAGCAGCACCAGCACUUCCUUGAGAAACAGAAACACUACCAGCUAAAUAAGAUCCUCACAAAAGGGGUGGAGCUUCCACGGCAGCCUCCCACGCACCCUGAGGAGACUGAGGAGGAGCUUACAGAAACCGCAGAGAUGCAGGACGAGCGAGGGGAGGGGCUUGAUCAUGUAUGGGAGGGGCUACAGAAAGAGAGCUCUGGUGAGACCACACCCCCUUCUGAGCGUCUGGUACAGUUGAAGGGAGAAAGCACAGAAAGUGACUUGGAGGAUGAUGAUGAUGAUGAUGAAGCAAUUGAACUGAGGGAAUGUGAUGAAGAGGGCACCCCCUAUGGCCAGUAUUUGGACCAGCAGCAUGUGCAGCAACUGAAUGUGUUCCAGGCCUCUCUGUCCAUCACAGGAAUGCCCCACAGACCUCUGGGAAGGGCACAAUCGUCCCCCGUCACUUCUUGUCAUAAAGGAGCACCCUUGAAUGAGGUGCCCAUUAAGCAUCUCUUCACAACAGGGCUGGUGUACGACACCUUCAUGCUAAAGCACCAGUGCAUAUGUGGGAACACAAACAUCCAUCCCGAACAUGCCGGUCGCAUUCAGAGUGUUUGGUCCAGGCUACAGGAAACAGGGCUGCUUGGUCGCUGUGAGAGGAUCAGAGGAAGGAAGGCCACACUAGAUGAAAUCCAAACAGUGCAUUCAGAGUACCACACGCUGCUCUACGGCACCAGUCCACUGAACCGACAGAAGCUGGACAGCAAGAAACUUUUAGGUCCAAUAAGUCAAAAAAUGUAUGCUGUCCUACCGUGUGGAGGUAUUGGGGUGGACAGUGACACAGUGUGGAACGAGAUGCACUCGUCAGGAGCCGUCCGGAUGGCGGUGGGCUGCGUCAUUGAGCUGGCAUUCAAAGUUGCUGCCGGAGAGCUGAAGAACGGGUUUGCGGUGGUCCGUCCUCCUGGUCAUCAUGCUGAGGAAUCAACUGCCAUGGGUUUCUGUUUCUUCAACUCAGUGGCCAUCACUGCCAAACUGCUGCAGCAAAAACUCGGGGUGGGCAAGAUCCUAAUUAUAGACUGGGAUAUUCACCAUGGAAACGGGACCCAGCAGGCUUUCUAUAAUGACCCCAAUGUGCUGUACAUUUCCCUGCACCGUUAUGACGAUGGCAACUUUUUCCCAGGCAGCGGAGCUCCUGAGGAGGUGGGUGUAGGUCCAGGAGAGGGCUUUAAUGUCAACAUUGCCUGGACAGGUGGAGUGGAGCCACCUAUGGGUGAUGUGGAGUAUCUAACUGCCUUCAGGACGGUGGUGAUGCCCAUAGCCAAUGAGUUCUCCCCGGAUGUAGUGCUAGUGUCAGCUGGUUUUGAUGCUGUGGAGGGCCACCAGUCCCCCCUGGGUGGAUAUAAUGUGACCGCCAAAUGUUUCGGUCAUCUCACUAAGCAGUUGAUGAAGCUGGCUGGCGGCCGUGUGGUUUUGGCGCUGGAAGGAGGUCACGACCUCACCGCCAUCUGUGACGCAUCCGAGUCCUGCGUGGCUGCAUUGCUCGGAGACGAGUUGGAUCCUGUACCACUGACAGUGCUUCAACAGAAACCGUGUCCAAAAGCCACAGCCUCUCUGGAGAGGGUCAUUGAGAUUCAGAGUAAACACUGGACGUCAGUGCAGAGGUUGGCUCCUACAGUGGGCCAGUCUCUACUGGACACUCAGAGACGGGAGAAGGACGAGGCAGACACUUUGACCGCCAUGGCCUCUCUCACUGUGGACAACGAUCAGCAAAAGGCCUCCACAGAAACCAGCAGAUCAGCAGAGGAACCCAUGGAGGAGGAGCCCGUGUUGUAGAAGAACGAGCACAGUGCAUCAAUGCUCAAACCUUCUUGUCCACACGUGCUUGGCACUGGUCACGCCUCAUGUUCCUCCUCCCAGCUCUUUGAUUGCUUCCCUCGGUCCUUCAAUCAUUUCCAGGUGCUUGACUGACACAUUCACAGCCCACCCACUUUCGCUUUUCUGAGGUUAAAGCAUAGCAAACUGUUGCCGAAAGGGGACGACAAGGCAUGAUGGGUAAUUACAGGACCACUCCAGUGAGGGUUGCGCAGCUGGACAGGCCGAACAAUGGAGUGCUCUUCAGAGAGAGGCCUUUGAUUUCAUUUUCUCAUUGUACUGAACUAAGAAGAAAAUGCAAAAAAAAAGAAGAGGAAGGGCAAAAUGUUGCGACAGCACAGGGAUGUUGUCGCUCAGAGGGCCGCGAAAAGCUUUGUUUUCUGUACAAAGGGUAAUGUACAAAGUUAAAAAAAAAAAAAAGCCAACAAGCAGCAAAAAUAUUUCGGCACAAAACACACAUAUACACUCAUUCACAAGCAACACGGUUCCCACAAGAGGAGCCUGAUGUGUCGAAACACCUUUUGCAGACAAGUAUACUCGUUUACACUGUACCGUGUCGAUUACUUGGUAUACUUGUUCAUCUGUAUAAUAGCCUGUUAUGAAAAGCACACAAACAUAUGAGAAAUAGAAGUAUAAUAUAUAUAUAUAUAUAUAUAUAUGCAAACAUAUAUAUAUAAGCAUAUAUAUGUAGUUUUGUGUGUGCUGUAUACACAUUUGAACAUACAAAAAGUAUAUAUAAAUACUUUAUAUCCCCUAUGGAACAUUUUCUUAUCAGCUGUGGUUGUACUUACAGUAAAAGAGCCUGCAGCAUUUUAUCCAGAAUGAUGGUUAGCCUUUCUUUUCUCUUAGAGAAAACAGUACUUUUUUAAAAUAUAUGGCUUUGCUAUUACAUACUCGCACAUAAACGUGAAUUAUAGCAACCCAUCCAUUUUAAGACAGAGGUGUCAAAUACCAGGAGAAGAUUUUCAAAGCGUCCGUCUCAACUUUCGGUGGAGGACGAGGAUAGACGCAUUGUGGUAAUGUCUCGAAGAAAGACUUUUUUUUCCAAGAACUUGGUGCCUUUUAUACUAAGGAAAACAUUUGACAACACCAAUACUUAAUGAAUCGUGAAUCCUCAGACUUAACUUUCAUUGAUUUGUUUGUCUUUCAAAUUGCCUUAAUUUUUUCAAACAAAACUCAUUUUAGCCAUGAACGACGGAGAGCACAAAAUGGUUACUGCCCCAGUUUCUUUCCAUUUCUCUCUUUAGGUUUCCUUUUUCUUUAGGUUUCCUUUUUUUUUUUUUUGGUGUAAAUGUUAUGUUCUUGGGUAAAAAGUUUUGAUACUUAAUAUUUUAAUGCUAAAAUAAGAACAAAUGAAAGAAAUUCAGCGAUUGUUUUAGUUAUCAGUCCUGUGCCGCAGACUAGCACACAACCUGAUUGUUUGGAAACGCUGAAGAUGUUGUGACCAACUUUCUUUACUUUAACUUCAUUUUCCUUUGUCCAUUUGUUUGUUUGGCUCCCUUACACUCUUUUAUUUGACACUUGUUUUAUUUGACGUUAUUUCUAUUGGCGAGAGAGCGUUAGCGGUGACUUUUUUUGUUUAUUAAAAAAUUUCCUUUUUUUUGUACAAAAAUGUAAAAGAAAAGAAAAAAGUCUGUAUCAGUGUUAAUUUGGUCAUCUGAUUUGAAGUAUUCUCUGAUGAGCAAUGUACAGCGUGCUACACAUAUUAUCAAUGAUGUUGAUUUAUGUCACUGUGCAGUGCAUUUGGCAUUGUCCCUUUUCAGGAUUUAAGGAUAUAUUUUCCGGCAAUAAGAGUGAAUACCACUUUCUUUGUUGAACACUAAAACACUCUGCAAACUUUUGGUUACAUUUUCGACAUCUUUUGAUAUAGCUUUUAUCCUCUGGAUACGUUUCGUUUUCCUCAGACUGAUUAGUAUUGUUCAUAACUGUUGAAAGUUAAUCGUUUAACAGCUGUAUGCUGGUUAAUCAUUUGUGCAGUCGUGGAUGAAAUGCAAUGGCUUGUUUAUGACCCUGAAAUAACAAUCCUUCAUUACAUUUUCACUGUGUGACAAAAGCGUUUCAGGGGCCAAAUUCGAUGUAAUCCACUGCGUCUUUAUUUAAUGUCACCCUCUUCCUUUAGCAGUCUGAGAGGUGACGACGUGUCUAAUGGCAAAUACUUUUUUAACGAGACUGAACCGGGCCUCGGGCAUCUUGCACUAAUAACUACACUGUAGGUCCGAACCUAAUCGCGUUUCUUUUUUUUACUUUCAGUUCUCAGACGCAAAUUACGAGGCAUUAAAAGCAGAGUGAAUUAUCUCAGCAAAUGACGUGUGAACUCUCGCCAGCGUUUUUCUUUGUGUACAUUCACCGAUGAACUGUUGAUGUUGAAACGACAGAAACUUCGCUGCGCAUUUCUUGACUCUGCUCUCUUUUGAUUUAUUUAUGUGGAGUCAGAAAUGACUAGUUGUGUUGCUUACGGAUCGAUGUUUGUCUCAUUGAGAAUCGAUGAAAAAUUGCAUAAUGUCUCUUCAACGGCCUCAUAGCCUCUGGGCAAUAACUUUAACUUUUUUAAAAGAUAUAUCACAAUAGCUAAAAAGUGAACGGCCAGUUGUGUUUUGUGUCUGUUUUUUUCGCGACAACAACAGGUCUCUGUUACGUCACCAUCUGAUAAAGUAUUUCUACAUGCUGUUUUUGCUCUGUUGGAAAACUAACGUCACUUUCAGCAGUUCAUUCUGUCUCUAACCGUUGACUUGCUUUCGUGCCAACCGCUGUCGGUUAAAGAGAAACAGGAAACACUUAGUGAAAAAUCAGGCUGACACUAGCCUCUGUACUUAGAUACUGUAAUAUACACUAAGAUAAUUUCCCUCUUCUGUGUGGCUAUGGGAUGUGCUGUCUGAAUCAGGAACUACUUUGAUCAGGUUUCGUAACGUUUAGAUGUAGAUCAUCAACCAUUUGUGCAGAGUUUCGUAUUUUCACCUUACAUGGUGGCAGUUUAUUGACCGUGCAGUUGGUGGUGAACACAUUUUCUCCUUUUCCUUUCCGUUCCUUUUAUACUUUUCUGGAUGAAUCGGAUGACCCCGAGAGGUCCCUUUUUGAGACCUAAACCUUCUCUUUGGGUGCGAGGGGUUGAGCAAUACAUAGAGAGGGGAAAUAAUCGCUCAGAUGUAAUACAGUAUGACACUUGGUAUUCUUAAACGAGGCGCUGAGGGAGAUGGUUUGUUUUCGAUGGACAUUUUCCAACAUGGUCUCUUUCGCAUUGUUCUUUACUCGAAGAAAACGACGUCAACGGCAUGAGCAGGGCCUUACGAUGGACACCGGGAAACCUCUGUAUGUGGAAAAGACAUGGACAUUCGCCGUGGAAGAUGGCUUUACUGUCUCUGACACAUAUUUUGCUAUUUGGUAAAUAUGUAUAUUUAUUGAUAAUUCAUAUGUUGUGUAUAUGUUGUGACCUCGAGGUUCAAAGAGUGCUUGUAUAUAUAUAUAUUUUUUUUUUUUUUUGAAAUAGAGGUUGUGUCUCCUUCAUUUCUUUGCUGUUCUACAUCACUUGUUGUGAUUGGGUGUUUCAAUUCGUGAGAUCUUUUGACCUUGGAUUUUUAAGAUCUUUUUUCUCUCUCGCUCUCUACUCUCCUGUCUUUCUUGUCUAUCUUCUGGUCAUAUUGAUAUGCAGAAGCUAUCUGAAAUUAUCAAAGCACAUUCCCUGAUUUAUUGUGUUCUUUCAAUGCUUUCAUGUUGCGACAAUACAAAGGUGUGUAUACUAACUGCUACACACAUGUAUAUAGGGUGCAUAUAUGUGUACACAUGUGCAAUACACGCUAUUUGAGCAAUCAAUUACUGUGACUAUUAAUCAUUAAAAAUUGCUGUCCCUUUGAA
This is a messenger RNA of Carassius carassius (crucian carp), 7979 nucleotides long. RefSeq names its product histone deacetylase 5-like. Gene Ontology annotation, cellular component: histone deacetylase complex. Gene Ontology annotation, biological process: chromatin organization; negative regulation of transcription by RNA polymerase II. The transcript has 25 exons. Gene Ontology annotation, molecular function: histone deacetylase activity. The coding region runs from base 699 to 4091 and encodes 1130 amino acids. The record is from RefSeq and is a predicted model, not a curated record. NCBI's taxonomy places the organism in Eukaryota, Metazoa, Chordata, Actinopteri, Cypriniformes, Cyprinidae.